AUGGCAACACAGGCGUACGUUACGGAAUUACAGGCAGCUCAGCAACAGUCACAACAGCAACAGGCGCAGCAACAGCCGGCGACGACGGCGACAACAGCGGCACCAGCAGCAGCCCAGCAACAGUAUGUAGCGGAAUUGCAAAGCACGCAGCAACCAGCUACUCAGAAACAGUAUGUCUCGGAAAUCCAGGCCCCACAGCCACAGGCUCAGGCCACCGGCCAACAAACUCCAACACCAGCCCCGCAGCAGUAUAUCAUAGUCACAGUGUCCGAAGGUGCCAUGAGGCCCAGUGACUCUGUCUCCGAGUCCAGCCCUGGCUCAACGGCCACACAGUCAGGGGUGCCAACACAGGUGGUGCAGCAAGUCCAGGCCACGCAGCAGAGGCUGUUGGUUCAAGCCAGCGUGCAGGCUAAGCCACCUUCGGUAUCCCCCCUCCAGCUAACAGGUGUGCAAGUGCCCCAGCAGCGGCUGGUGGUGCAGAGUACUUCCCAGGCUAGCAAAGGAAGCCAAGUCUCGUUGGCUGUGCACAGUGUUCAGCAGCAGGUCCAUUCUCCACCUGAGCACUCCGCUGUCCAGAGCAACAGCUCCACCGCCAAACCAGGACAAGUGCAGCAGCUUCAGGUGCAUGGAGUCCAGCAAGUGCCUGUCUCACAAGAGCGCUCGGUCGUGCAGACCGCCCCCCAGACCCCGAAAUCGGGCACAGUACAACAGCUGACAGUGCAAGGACUCCAGCAGGUUCACGUCGCUCAAGAGAGCGCAGGCAGUGAGUUCCCUGGUCCGGCUAGGAACUGUGAGCAGCAGCAGCCGCAGGCAGUGCAGCAUCCUCUCUCCUUAGAGUGUAGUAGCGGGACGCAUCCGCUGGCCAGCUGCUGUCUAGCCAGCCAAGAGCACAGGCUCCACUAUCUCCACUCGCUAGAAUCCACUUCGGAGCAGUGGGUGGAACUGGUCCGAAUGCUUCCUCAGCACCUCCUCCUCCCGCAGCAAAAGGUGGUGAUUGAGCAGCUGCCGUUCCUCUCCUCUCAUCACGCCAGUCCCGACCAGAGAGUCAAGAUUCAGAGAGUCCCUCAGGUGCUAGUGUUUGGGACAGCAGCUACAGCUCUUAAAGUAGGUCAUGGAGAGCAGCUGCCUGUCCAGCAUGUCUAUCCCAACCAGGUGCAGUAUGUGGAAGGGGGCGACGCCAGUUACACAGCGAGCACCAUACGUUCCAGCACUUACCCAUACACAGAGACCCCUCUCUAUACGCAGAGCACAGGAGCCAAUUAUUAUGAAUCGCAAGCCACCCCGGCGCAGGUCACCACUCCUGCAACCUCCCAGACUGUGGCCAGCACUGGAGCCGUCCCUAUGUACGUCUCUGGAGGGCAGAUCAUAGCCAAUCCGAGCGGAGGAGGUGGUGGAGGCGGCGGCGGAACAGGAACCUAUGUGAUUCAGGGAGGAUACAUGUUAGGAAGCUCCAGUCAGUCUUACUCCCACACCACACGUGCCUCUCCAGCAACUGUUCAGUGGCUGCUGGAGAACUACGAGACGGCCGAGGGCGUGAGCCUGCCGCGCAGCACCCUCUACUGCCAUUACCUGCUGCACUGCCAGGAGCAGAAACUGGAGCCAGUAAACGCAGCGUCUUUCGGCAAGCUGAUCCGAUCCGUCUUCAUGGGACUCCGUACCCGCAGGCUUGGCACACGAGGGAACUCCAAGUACCACUACUACGGCCUCCGCAUCAAAGCCAACUCACCACUGCUACGCCUGAUGGAGGAUCAGCAGCACCUGGCCAUGAGGCAGCAGCCCUUCUCCCAGAAGCAAAGACUCAAGCCCAUUCAGAAGAUGGAGGGGAUGACCAACGGGGCAGUGGUGGGCCAGCAGCCGGGCUCCGGGCUGUCUGACAUCAGUGCUCAAGUGCAGCAGUAUCAGCAGUUCCUGGAUGCAUCACGGACCCUCUCAGAGUUCUCUGAGAUAGAUCUACAAGGGAAACCUCUGCCCGACGGCAUUGGGGCAGAGGAUGUGAAGGCCUUCCAGCUGCUCUAUCGAGAGCAUUGUGAGGCCAUCGUGGACGUGAUGAUAAACCUGCAGUUCACUCUGGUGGAGACCUUAUGGAAGACCUUCUGGAGGUACAACUUGAAUCAGCCCAGUGAAGCCACCCCUAUAGCAGUUCACGAUGAAGCAGAGAAGCGUCUCCCAAAGAACUGCCUGGUGAUACUGUCCAAAUACGAACCUGUCCUGAAAUGGACAAAGGACUGUGACAACAUGCUGUACCAGGGGCUGGUGGAGAUCCUCAUCCCCGACGUUCUCCGGCCCAUUCCCAGUGCCUUGACGCAAGCGAUCCGAAAUUUCGCAAAGAGUUUGGAAAGCUGGUUAACCAACGCAAUGAUGAAUAUUCCUGAAGAGAUGGUCCGAGUGAAGGUGGCAGCAGCAAGUGCCUUUGCCCAGACUCUGCGGCGAUACACCUCCCUGAACCACCUCGCCCAAGCCGCCCGGGCUGUAUUACAGAAUACGGCCCAGAUCAACCAGAUGCUGAGUGACCUCAAUCGAGUGGACUUUGCAAACGUCCAGGAGCAGGCCUCAUGGGUGUGCCGCUGUGAGGACCGCGUGGUGCAGCGUCUGGAGCAGGAUUUCAAGCUAACCUUGCAGCAGCAGAACUCCCUGGAGCAGUGGGCGGUGUGGCUGGAUGGGGUGGUCACCCAGGUCCUCAAGCCCCACCAGGGCAGCUCCAGCUUCCCCAAGGCCGCCAAGCUUUUCCUCCUCAAGUGGUCCUUCUACAGCUCCAUGGUAAUCCGGGAUCUGACCCUGAGGAGCGCUGCCAGUUUCGGCUCCUUCCAUCUCAUCCGGCUCCUCUAUGAUGAGUACAUGUACUACCUGAUAGAGCACCGAGUGGCUCAGGCAAAGGGAGAGACCCCCAUCGCUGUCAUGGGAGAGUUUGCUAACCUGACGAGCUCCUUGAAUUCGCUGGACCCAGACAAAGACGAGGAGGAGGAGGAAGAGGAGGAGAGUGACGAUGAGAUGCAGCAGGAGAUUUCCCUCAACUCCAAUGACUCCACCAGUCUGACAACCGAGCCCCUGGAACCCCCCUCCAAGCUCUCACGGACGGACUCCAGGGGGAUCUUUGUGCAAGCCCUGCCUUCCAGCUAGAGGCCAGAGAGACGCCUGCGUGGGCCUGGAGUCAGAAUCACCCAGCCAGAGCUGAGUCCUGUGUCCCAGUUCCUCCCGGCGGCUUCCUAGCGAUAAAGAUGAGCUAUUUCUUGUCUCCAAGUGGUAUGCAAAGCGCUUUCAUUUCCGACCCCUGCCCCCAGCUGAGCUCCGGGCUAGGCCCCCCUCCCUGUCACAGGUGCUUUGCUGCAGAAGGCUUGUGCAGUGAGGGCACCCGUUAGGAGGGAGGGGAAGUAAGAUGCCAUUUAACACCACUACCGCCCCUCACCCCUGCUCUGACCCCACAGGCCUGGUGGCUCCUGCAGGGCUGCUCUCCUGCCAUGUGGGGCAGCAGCUCCCUCCUCAGCCAGGCACAUGGCUGCUAGGCUCCAGCUUCGCUGCUUUUUACUUUGCCAGAUCUGGCAGAGAGCAUCCUAGAACUUCUUAACCCAUCCAGCUGCAGGCGCCCCUCACCUGCCAGCCCCUAUUAGCUGUCAGAGCCGUGUUCCAAUGGGACAGUUCACUUGGACUCUCACCCAGGCAGUGACUGGACCAGCCCCCCUGUCUACAUGGGCCCAAAAGGACGUCUCCCCUCGUUUUUUAGUGGCUAAGGGACUAGUGCAGGGGAGCCCCCAGCAGGGCUUGUGGGGCUGGCCAUGCUAGCCCCUGGCUGACAUCAGAGGUCAUUUAUAAAUGACUCCCAUUGGCAAAGGCAGAGUGGCCAGCUCUGUGUCAUCAGAGCGCUCGGCCGCCCUGGGCAAGGUUCCAGGGCCCAGCCCCUUUGCUACCCGCACUGCUCAGCGCUGCCCUCUCUCACCUGUCGGCCUGCCUGCACAGGGCUGAAAUCAGGAGUCCGAGGCAGCUCCAGCCUGCUCUGUGCAUCCUCAGGGGUCGCUCGCCAUACAGGGGACGUGCAGCAGAACCCACGUGCCUUAGGGAACAUGCAUUUGUUGUGCCAUAUGCGUCAACUGUCGGAGCAUCCCCAGGCUGCCAGAGAAGCCCCGGCCAGGAGGCUCCUUAGAGAACAGGCUGGGGCAGGGGAGAUGGACGGGGGAUGAGCGGAUAUUUCUCCUCUCGGCCGCAGGGGGGGAUUACGUCAGAGAACCAGUGGAACUGGUAAAACCAUGGCCAGAAGACCAACAGGCUCCUUAGUGGGCCCCAACCUGGCUGAGGUGGGCGAGAGCAUGAGCCGUGGCAAAGCCACCCUGGCAGCGAUCGUGUCGGGGAUCACUGAGUCCGUCACUGCCUCCUGGGGAGUUGGCUCUGGGGGUUACAUACCCCUACCCACCCCCGCCUGCACAAUCCCUCGCAGCUUCGUUCUCCUCUCCGCUAAAUAGUUUGGUACAGUCGCCUGGAAUCUCCUUCCCCAUCCCGCACAUCACUGCUGGUUGGUCCAGCGGGUUCCAGGAACCGGGGGGGCAGACGUCCUUUCCCCCCGGCCUAUUUCAUUCCUGGUCUUGGAUCUCUUCUCUCUCUCUCGUAUAUUUUCUCCCUCUUGGGAUCUCAGCCCUCAACAUUCCCAUCCUUACACGAAGCUGUUCUCCCAGCGGCCCUGCUUAAAUCCUCCCUGGUCGACCCAGUGAGCUCUGGCUGCUCGUGCUAACGGGUGUCCGAGAUCCAGUGUCUGCAACCAGCAGCCUCGUCUGGGGCUCCUGCUCUUUGUCUUCCCAGCCGGCAGGCAGGACCUGGAGGAAUAUGAGUCCCCCGAGAGCAGAGCUGUUUCACAAGCAGUUCUUCACUGACAGCGCCUCUGGCUACUUGCGAUGGUUACACUACAGCUUUGUCUGCAGUGUAGCCCUAGAGUUGAGCCCUGUCUGCUCUCUGCCCACGGUCCUAGCUCUUCAUCCCACGAAGCGGCCAGUGGUCACAAGACCUGGAGACCUUCUCCCCUAGCCGUCCCCACGCAGGAAUCCCCUGGCAAGUCCAGCUGCUGCCGAAGCUCCAGCUCUCCAGGGCAGCGCGAUGGCUGGCUCCAGGGAGGGUCUGCUCGGCCACACGGCACGCAGCCUCCCAGCUCUGCCCCGUAUGCCAGUCUGUGUUGUGGGCUGUGUUGCCCCUGCUGCUAGUGCUGCUUUGCACCUGGCACUGCCUUACCGCCUGCACCCCUGCUUGCUGUUGCUGGGCUGGCAGCUAGUGCAUCGCAGCUCUGUACACUUGGCCAGUGCUCCCAUACUGGGGGCCUCUUAGUCUCUCCUACACAGCACCCCCUUACACACCAUCCCGGACGGACGCUCUGAUCUUCGGUCAGGCAGCUGGCCCAGCCUUUCCUAUUCCCCUUUCCGCUGCAGCCCAUGAAGUCCCAGGGACAGGCCUAGGAUACAAGGCCAAGCAAACUGCUCCCGCUGGGGCAGCCUGCCGUGUUGACAGCAAGCCACAGGGGCAGCUGGAGCAUCGAUCUCCGCUCAGGCUGUAGGAGAAGGGGCUCAGGCAUGAGCUGGGCUGUAAAGGGAGGGGUUCUGAGGAGCAGCAUUGCAGGACCCAGGGGCAGUUUAAAAUGUCUGAAUCCUCAUAUUGGGGGCUUCCUGGCAAUCGUAUUCAUCCCCAGAUCUUGAUCUACCCCCUGAAAUCUCCCCCCCCCCAAGAUCGUAAGGUGACCUCUGACCUCAUCUCCAUAGAGAAAACUCAGGUGGCUGGAGGGUCUGAAUAAGAGACUGUUCCCUGCCCUCGCGACAUACUGUGGGUUUAGAGCUCAUCAGGCAGACAGCCCGCCAGCUCUGCUGCUCUCUGGCAUUUCUGAAUCAGCCGGGGCCAUGGAUUCCCGCAGAUCCAGUCCCCGUGGGCAGGGCUCAUCCUGGCAGCAUGUCAGGUUCGCAGGAGCUGCAGGGAGAGCGAACGUCUCAAGCAGCAGGCACACCAGUGAGGCCCUGGUGCUCCCCUUAUUCAUUCCCACAUAGGGUAAGAAACUGUGUCUCCACUAACCUCCCUCCAGGGCAGGGCAUUUCUACUUGGAGGUCCAGGAGAGCUGUGGAAGGCUGGGGCCUCCUACAGUGACCCACAGCCCCUGGCAGGGACCCCCCCCUGCCAGCCACCACCCCAGCAAUACCAGGGCAGACAGGGCAAAGAGGGGGAGUGAAUCCAGACAAGGCAUCAGCAAGGUCUCAGCCCAUUAGGGUGGAGCGAGGCUAUGGCAGGGGGCAGUGCCCCAGCAAUCAGCUGGCCUGGGAUGGGGGGUGGGGAAACAGCAUUUUCCCCUUGGCAGUUCUCCCAGGGGUGGGGGGACUUCAGCAGCCAGGGGAGGCUACACUAUGUCCCUUGCUUUCCCCCAGCCAGUCAGAGCGAGGGGCCGUGUUCUGGCUGAGGUUUUGGGGAAUGGAAUAAGGGAAGUUUCCCUACACGCGCCCCCCCGACCUGCGCUCCUCUCACCCUGCUCCCUCAUGGCUCAUCAGGAGUCCAACCCUCCAUGCCAUCUCCUGUGAGUGCACAGAGCAGAGCACCCCCUGGUGUCCCAUCUGCACAGAUCGGCGCACGGACCUUGCCUAGUUAGCUAGCAGAGCGCAGGCGGCUUUGAAUUUCCCUGGACUCCGAUUGCAGCCAGUUCCCUCCCCUUUUCCAGGUACCUGGCUUUGUGUUCCCCGUAUUGCUGUUUUAAUUGGCAUGGCAAGGCAGGAUGGCUCCUUUUGCCCGUGUAACAGGAACCCACUCAUUGUCCAAGUGCAAUUCCAGCUGGGUGCUGCACUGCUUUAGACGAGGACUCUUCCAUAGAAGAAUCUCUGCCUCCAAAGGACCUGCACCAGGGCCCGAGCAGACACAGCGCCCAGCACCUUCCCCGUCUGCAAGAGCUGCUGGCUACUGAGCAUGCUCAGUGUCUCCAAGGCGGGGCCCUACCCAGGUGCCAAAUCCCCCCCCACUUCACAGACUAGUGUUGAAACCCCUGCAGGUGAUUUGCUGAGAACUGACCCAGGCUGUAGCUCCCAGUCCUGCAGGGCUAGGGCAGAGGACACAGCAAGGCCCAUUCGCUUUCCCUAGUGGAGAGAAUGAGGAUAACUGAGCUCAACACCCCUUCUUCUGGCCACCAGCCCAGCCUCAUUUAGAUCCUAGCCAGCUUCCAUGGUGCCAGGCCACUGCCGGCACGUCUCACAGCAAAGGGUCCUUGCCGCUUGUCUGUCUUCUACAGCUUCCCCCUCAGCUAGCAAAACGUCCCCGUUUCCCACUGCAAACCCCGCAAGAGGGGACUCCCCCCUCCCACUGUGAAAACGGCUAACGUCAACACAGAGUUCUCAUGCCUACCUGGGACGCUGACUGCCACCUGCCAGAGCUCAGAGCCACUGUGAGCUUCAGACCAGCCCAGGGCAAGCGAAGACGCAUUUCACACCCCCGCAGGGGUUAGAGUAUCAUAGCCACCGCUGGAGAAACAUCCACCAGCUCUGGCGACCCUGGUCCAGCAGCUGGAAGGGAGGCAGCAGCCACCAAAAACUUCAAGAAAUAGGUAGUUUCACAUUGUUUGCUUCCAGCCGAAGCAUUAGGACAAUACGAGGGCAGCUGUGCCCCACCCCCUCCGCAGUUUAGUUCCCACCUGGCUUUGGCUUUAGGAACAUUCAAGUCCUGUCCAGUCACGUUGCAAUUCAGACUUGUGGCAUAAGCCCUCUGCUAAAAGCUACCUGCCCUCCCCCUCCUGCGCUGCACCCCCACAGAGCAGGAUGGCCAGAGACCCGAUCUUGCCUUUCUUUUGAGUUGCUGCCUUAUAAAAAUACCCUCUCCCACAGGUAGCUUCUGGGCUGGCUGGGAGACAAUUGAACCCAAGGUCAGUCAGUGGGUGGGUCUGUGAUCUUGCUUAUCCCCUGGCUUUGCUCUGAGUGAACAAAUCAAAAUUCUCCUUGGCGUCCCUCCUCUACGCUAGUAAUCAAGAGCCCAGGCAGUCAGUCUCGGCUACUCUCCGGAAACCAAGCUCUACUCUACUGGUUUGUAAUUGAAUAUUAGAUAUUCUAGUUUUAAAGAGGAAAAGAAAUCUGUGCUUUUGUAUGUAAUGACUAAUCCUUACUCUAUAAACCACUUAAAUAUUGUGAGAUUGGUGAAGCUAUAAAUUACUUGAUAUUUUUGGGUUUUUUCAACCAUCAUGGCCUUAUUUGUUCACUUUUUCCAGUGGUUUAAACCUGUGAGAUAGAUGUUUAUUGCAAAAAUCUACAUAUUGUAUAAAAUAUAUAUUUUGUGUCAAUCUUCUGUGCAGCAGCAGCAGCAGCAGCAGCUGUGGGCUGUGCUGCAGCCUUCACGUGGAGUGUGAAGAGCUUUUGUAGGUGUCCCGGCCCAGGAGAUGGGCAGUGCCUGUGAUCGGAUGAUGUAGACGUGUGUAGUCUAGAGUGCAAACGCUGUUUUCUACCUUUUGUAGUUCUUUCUUAAGAGAAAUAAAUUCAGCCGUGUUCUUUG
Molecule: messenger RNA, 8475 nt
Organism: Dermochelys coriacea (leatherback sea turtle)
Lineage: Eukaryota; Metazoa; Chordata; Testudines; Dermochelyidae
Gene: RFX1
Product: regulatory factor X1
Exons: 21
Coding region: 1-3117 (1038 amino acids)
Biological process (GO): regulation of transcription by RNA polymerase II
Cellular component (GO): nucleus
Molecular function (GO): RNA polymerase II cis-regulatory region sequence-specific DNA binding; DNA-binding transcription factor activity, RNA polymerase II-specific
Source: RefSeq, a predicted model, not a curated record